Emys orbicularis (European pond turtle) is the source of this 4936-nucleotide messenger RNA. It is a transcript of the gene CEP170, whose product is annotated as centrosomal protein 170. Gene Ontology annotation, molecular function: protein binding. The coding region runs from base 140 to 4936 and encodes 1598 amino acids. NCBI's taxonomy places the organism in Eukaryota, Metazoa, Chordata, Testudines, Emydidae. The record is from RefSeq and is a predicted model, not a curated record. The transcript is spliced from 20 exons. Gene Ontology annotation, cellular component: centriole.
CCGCUAUGUGCAGGGAAUAACGUUAGAGCGGUUGCUAGCGUGAGACCGACAGAGACGGAGCCGGUGCGUCCCGCUCCCUGGCGACGAGGAGAUGGCGGGAUGACGUAGCUUUGCCAAGGACUUAGCAGCUAAGCAGAAAAUGAGCUUAACAUCCUGGUUUUUGGUGAGCAGUGGAGGCACCCGCCACAGGCUGCCACGAGAGAUGAUUUUUGUUGGAAGAGAUGACUGUGAGCUGAUGUUGCAGUCACGUAGUGUGGACAAGCAACACGCUGUAGUUAACUAUGAUGCCUCUACAGAUGAACACUUGGUGAAGGAUUUGGGCAGCCUAAAUGGGACGUUUGUGAAUGAUGUGAGGAUUCCUGAACAGACAUACAUUACUCUGAAGCUUGAAGAUAAAUUGAGAUUUGGCUAUGAUACUAAUCUUUUUACUGUAGUCAGAGGCGAAAUGAGGGUCCCUGAAGAAGCCCUUAAGCAUGAAAAAUUUACAAGUCAACUCCAGUUAUCCCAAAAAUCCUCAGAGGCAGAAGGAUCAAAGCCAGUCAGCUCCACAGGUGCAGAGCCAAAGGUACCAGAUGCCACAGGUGAAGUGCAUCACAAAGCUACAGAAGCAUUGAAGUCUGAAGAAAAAUCUAUGGAUCUUUCUGCCAUGCCUCGUGGUACACCUUUGUAUGGACAGCCAUCCUGGUGGGGUGAGGAUGAGGCUGAUGAAAAAAAUGGUUGCAAACAGGAUGUCAAACAUGAAGAAAAAAUACAUGAAACAGGAGCUUCAGGAUGCAGCACAGAUGCCAAGCAAGUUGAGGAGAAAUCUUCAGCUGCAAAUGAAGAAGAACUAUAUCCUUUCUGUAGGGAGCCAAGUUACUUUGAAAUUCCUACAAAAGAAUUCCAGCAACCUUCACAAAUAGCUGAGAGCACUAUUCAUGAAAUCCCAACAAAAGACACCCAAACCUCACAUGCAGCAGGUGCAGGGCAUGCUUCAUUUACCAUUGAAUUUGAUGACACCACUCCAGGAAAAGUAACUAUCAAAGAUCAUGUGACAAAAUUCACUUCAGAUCAGCGCCACAAGCCGAAGAAGUCUUCUCCUGGUGGACAGGACCUUCCUGGGCUUCAAACUGUGAUGAUGGCUGCUGAGAGCAAAGUAGCUGACUGGCUAGCACAGAACAAUCCCCCUAGAAUGAUAUGGGAAGCAACAGAGGAGGAUUCCAAAAGUAUUAAGAGUGAUGUUCCAGUUUACUUGAAGAGGCUGAAAGGAAAUAAACAUGAUGAUGGGACACAGAGUGAUUCAGAAAAUGCUGGUGCACGCAGGCAUUACAAUAAGCGAGCAACACUUGAUGAGCAUUUAAGGCAUCAACAUAUAGAACAGAAAAAGUCAUACCAGAAAGCCCAUACUACAGAAAAGCAUGAAGAGCAGGCUGCUAUAAGUCAGACUGCUAGUAGGGUAGCACAUGGUGUUCAUGCAAAACUAUUAAAACAAAAAUCAGAAGAACCCUCGGUUGCAUUACCUUUCUUACAAACUGCAUUGUUAAGAAGUUCAGGAAGUCUUGGACAUAGACCAAGCCAAAACCAGGAGAUGGACAAAAAAUUUAAAAGCCAACUUGUUUCUGCUGCUACUGAAAAGGACAAUGAUGAUGACCAAAGUGACAAAGGUACUUACACUAUUGAGUUGGAAAAUCCCAAUUCUGAGGAAAUGGAAGCACGUAAAAUGAUUGACAAGGUGUUUGGAGUGGAUGACAGCCAGGAUUAUAAUAGGCCUGUUAUCAACGAGAACCAGAAAGAUUUAGUAAAAGAUUGGGCUAUAAAUUCUGCUACAGUAGUGCUGGAAGAAAAAAGACCACUGAGUACAACUGGAUUUCUUGACACAGAGGAAGGCUCUGCUGCAUCUGGAAGUAAACGUUGGGUGUCCCAGUGGGCUAGUUUGGCUGCUAAUCAUACACGACAUGACCAAGAUGACAUGAGGUUGGAGUCAUCUGCACCUGCUCCUCUAGAAAACGAUACUGACAUCAGUGAAUCUGGUAUUUCAGUUAGAAGUACUAGCUCAGCUACUUCUGUGACUAGCCAAGGUGAGCGAAAGAGGAGAACACUUCCACAGCUUCCAAAAGAGGAAAAAGCCACUGAAAGUUCAAGAGCAAAGGUUACACCUCAUCAGAGAUCAGAGAUAGGUGAAAAACAAGACACAGAACUUCAAGAGAAAGAAACUCCAACUCAUGCAUCCCAAAAAGAAAUGCCACAAGAUGCAGGUAGUAGGAGCAUGGCUAAGGCAAACAGGACAAUGAAUGGCCUUUCUCCUAAACCUGGUGGAGACCACAAAGUGUCUUCUCACCCCAUUAGCUUCUCUUCUUCCAGUAAAGAGAAAAGUGAAAUUGUCAGGGAAACUUCAGUUGUAAAGCAAGCUUUAGCUAAAAUUCAACAGCAAGAGCAAAAGGAGCAGGCACAUAGGACUUCAACUAAAGUGUCUUCAGCUAAACUUCUUGCCAGUCAAGUUGAGAAAGGUAGAGAGGAGACUCCUACUCCACAUAAAAUGUUGGAUAAUCAUCAAGAAAAAGCCCCAGGACAUUCUACAAGUAAAGCAGAAAUGAAGAUUGUACAAAGUGAAGGGAAAAGAAAAAAAACUGAGGAAAUUAUAAAAGGCCAAACUCCAAAAGGAUUAGGAGGAGAGAAGAAAGAAUCUUCAAAACCGUUAGUGAGACAAGGCAGCUUUACUAUAGAUAAACCUAGUACAAAUAUACCGAUAGAGCUUAUUCCUCAUAUUAAUAAACAAACUGGAUCUACUCCCCCUUCGUUUGCUUUAACCUCCACAAACAGAAUACGUGAGAGAAGUGAUUCCGUGGACACUGAUUCUAGUCUGGAUACAACACUUAUUUUAAAAGACACAGAAGCAGUAAUGGCGUUCCUUGAAGCUAAAUUACGAGAAGAAAACAAAACAGAUGAAGGACCUGAAACUCCUAGCUAUAACAGAGAUAAUUCCAUAUCACCCGAGUCAGAUGUAGACACUGCUAGCACAAUCAGUCUGGUUACUGGUGACACUGAAAGAAAAACCACUCAAAAGCGAAAAAGCUUUACUACCCUGUAUAAAGAUAGAUGUUCCACUAGUUCUCCUUCCAAGGAUGUUUUAAAAUCUUCUGCAACAAAUGCUAGAGAAAAGAUAGAAAAGAAAACUAAAAGCCGAUCUUCAGAUGCUGGUUCAAGAGCAGAGGGUCGUAAACUUGUGCAACCCAGUGGAAGAAUGAGACAACCUUCAGUAGAUUUAACAGAUGAUGACCAAACAUCUAGUGUACCACAUUCUGCCAUAUCUGAUAUCUUGUCAUCUGACCAAGAAACUUAUUCUGGCAAAUCACAUGGAAGGGGUUAUUUUACCUCUGCAGAUGAACUCUUACAUUCCAAAAUGGAAGGCAGUAAGUCAGCUAAAUCAAAGACCUCUCCUGUUACAACUGGGCAAUCCAGUAAGUCAAUCACUCUUCCAAGACCUCGUCCCACAAGGACUUCUCUCUUGCGCAGAGCACGACUUGGUGAAGCCUCAGAUAGCGAACUUGCUGAUGCAGAUAAAGCUUCAGUGGCUUCUGAAGUGUCCACUACAAGUUCUACAUCAAAGCCUCCCUCAGGAAGGAGAAAUAUCUCCAGAAUUGACUUACUUGCCCAACCACGCAGAACUAGGCUCGGUUCUUUAUCAGCACGUAGUGACUCUGAAGCCACAAUAACUAGAAGCACUGCCUCAUCUCGUACUGCAGAAGCCAUCAUUAGAAGUGGUGGAAGAUUAACACCAUCAGCAGAUAGUAGUAAAGUUUCUGCUAGAACUAGAGCUAAUAGCAUUUCUCGACUUUCCGAUUCUAAAUCCAAAUCAUUGACCUCCGCCCAUAAUUCUCCAUCAGUAAAUUCAAGAUGGAGGCGCUUUCCUACAGAUUAUGCUUCCACCUCAGAAGAUGAGUUUGGAUCAAACCGUAAUUCCCCUAAACAUACCCGUCUACGUACUUCUCCAGCCCUGAAAACCCCUCGAUUGCAGAGCUCUGGGACAGCAAUGCAAACUAGCAAUACGUUCAAGCACAGGAUCAAGGAACAGGAGGACUACAUUCGCGAUUGGACUGCUCAUCGAGAAGAAAUAGCAAGGAUCAGUCAAGACCUGGCUCUCAUCGCACGGGAAAUCAACGAUGUAGCAGGAGAGAUAGAUUCAGUGACUUCAUCAGGCACUGCUCCGAGUACCACAGUAAGCACUGCUGCCACCACCCCUGGCUCUGCCAUAGACACUAGAGAAGAGCUGGUUGACCGUGUAUUUGAUGAAAGUCUGAACUUCAGAAAGAUUCCUCCAUUAGUGCAUGCCAAACCACCAGAGGGGAACAGUCGGUCCAAUGAUGCUAGGCCUCAGUUAACAGAUGCUCUUGAUCCUCCAACAAUUACACGGAGGAGAACGUGGAGCAGAGAUGAGGUCAUGGGAGACAGCUUGCUAUUAUCCUCAGUCUUCCAGUUUUCUCGGAAGAUAAGGCAAUCGAUAGACAAAACAGCUGGCAAAAUCAGAAUAUUAUUUAAGGACAAAGACCGGAAUUGGGAAGAAAUUGAAAACAAGUUACGAACUGAGAGCGAAGUUCCUAUUGUAAAAACUUCAAGCAUGGAGAUUUCAUCAAUCUUGCAGGAGCUGAAAAGAGUUGAAAAACAGUUGCAAGUGAUUAAUGCUAUGAUUGACCCUGAUGGUACUUUGGAUGCUCUGAGCAACUUGGGAUUCACAAGCCCUGUCUUACCUGCUCAACCUAAACAUAAGUCCAGCCCUGUUUCUCACAGUACCCGCGCUCAGAUACAACCAAACUGUCAACCUGAAGCUAGGGCCCUUCGGCCUGCCGUCAUCUCUGUUUCAACUGCAUUUGACAAUGUUGAAUCCAAGCCUGACUUCAGCAUACAUUUCAACAGGUUCAACCCAGAUGGGGAGGAGGAAGAUCCCAGUGUGCGUGAAUGA